Panicum hallii is the source of this 1079-nucleotide messenger RNA. RefSeq names its product homeobox protein unc-4 homolog. The record is from RefSeq and is a predicted model, not a curated record. The transcript is spliced from 5 exons. Bases 1 to 861 code for a protein of 286 amino acids. Lineage: Eukaryota; Viridiplantae; Streptophyta; Magnoliopsida; Poales; Poaceae.
AUGCUGGCGGCAGCCUCCGUCCUCAUCGUCUUCGAGUUCACCAUCAACAAGGAGCCGGGAGGCGGCGAACGCGCCGACGACCCGACAAGCCGCGCGGUGCCCGGGGAUCGAUAUGCAACCAGGCGCCUGGGCAUGCGCUCGCAUCUCCUCCUCUCCCCGUCGUCCUUCUCCAGAGACACCCGGUUGCCCGCUUCCCGUGCCUGCUACUCCGACUCGCAAGCUCCUCCGCGCCCUGCUCCUCGCGGCCCGCCCCCUGCUCCUCAGCCUUCCUGUGCCCGCGCCACGCGCUCUGCUCCUCCGACUCCCAGCCACGCGUGGCGGCCAGCACCAGGCCAUGAGGGUCUGGUGCCGCGGCGGCGCCAGGUGAGGGCGGCCGCGCCUUGGGCGAGCUCCGCCUGCAGGCUGGGCGCGGCGCUGGAGGUUGCGUCCUCAUCCUCCUCACAUCGAGCGGCCGGCCGCAUUUCCGCCACCAACGCCGCCCGCUGCUCCUUCUCCAAUCCAGCGGCGGGAAGUGAUCCAGGGGCUCCAGGCCUGCUGCUUGCGGUGACCCCAUUCCUCUGGCGUCGGGUCUCGGGGGCGCUGGGUUUUCUAUGGCCAGAUGCCGCCUCCGUCGGGCACGCCGGUGCCUACGCGGGAGUGGUGCCACCUGCUCGUCUCCCUCCUUCGUCCACGUCGCCGGAGACUACGCCAUCGAGCCUGCGUGAGUCGUUCCUGGAGACUAUGCCAUCAGGCCGGAAAUGCUGGGGUUCUCCCUUGCCAACGGGAACUCCUUCAGGUACUCUGUGCCUCCCAGUUGUUAUUCCCGGGCAAGAGCUUGAGUUUCCAUGCUAUAUUCCAGAUCUGAUUGUUUUUUAUCCUUAAAAAACUGGAGAAUUAGAUCUGAACUAAAGCUCUUGCUGGAUGAAAACUUGUACGUGAUGUGUUGGAAGAAAGACUUUGUAUUUGAUGUAAUACUAGAUGAAAAGUUAUUGUAUUUGAUGUCACACAUCAAAUGAGAUCCAUGGGCUGGAAUUGUAAUCAUGAAAUGGGCUGAAAAACUUAUUAAACUUGGUGGGCCAGAAUUUUUUAUGGUCUGUACA